Molecule: messenger RNA, 1824 nt
Organism: Vanrija pseudolonga
Lineage: Eukaryota; Fungi; Basidiomycota; Tremellomycetes; Trichosporonales; Trichosporonaceae
Exons: 7
Coding region: 1-1824 (607 amino acids)
Source: RefSeq, a predicted model, not a curated record
AUGAUUCUCACCAGCCUCACAGCACUAGCAUUCGCCAUAUUGGCGUCCGCCUCCGCGAUUCCCCGUGAGGCCACCGAAGGCGUCGAGCUCGAGGUUCGCAGCGACCCAGUCAUCACGUUCAAGGAGUAUGACGCGUAUCAGUGCUAUGGCCUCCCUAUCUCGUGGUCGGGGGGCACGCCGCCGUUCUACCUCGAGCUCGGGGCGUGGGACCUGACCCCAGGAGCAGAGUACCCCUUCGUCGCCGCACAAACUUUCUAUCCCGUCUUCUUCAAGAACCUCGUGUGGAACAUUCCUUACCCUGCCGGCACCAAGAUUGGCGUUAUCCUCAACCAGGGCGACUGGACCAACGGGUGGACACCUACAAUCCGCAACACGACCGUCCUGGUCUACCUCAACUUCUGGGCUAUAGACACGACCCCGGGGGUCACCAACCCCUGGGUGCCUGCCGCAUCGCUCUACUUCCCCGGCAACGUAACCACCUUCACAUGGGACGUGCCCUGCGUUGACAUCUGGUUCGGCGAAUCGAGCACUGCGGUUCCGUGGAAGACGUUGAAGGUCAUCGCGCAAAACGCUACUGUUCUCGACCCGGCCGGGUCGUCCUGUGCCACCUCGCCAACACACUUUGUCAGUCCGUCGCCCAGCCCAACCUCUUCGAAGUACCGCCCAUCCACAGUGCCGCCGUCGCCGACUACCACGGGCAGCGUUGACCCGUACCCUGACCUCACGCUCUCGCUGGACCCGUGGCCCCCUCGCCAGUGCGAGAAAGUGCUUAUAUCAUGGACGUUCUCGGGCGAGAUCCACCUCGGGACCUACGCCUUGGACGCUACUCCUGGAGUCUUGUUCCCCUGGAUCAACGACUACAGCCCCUACUACGCGGGAAAUGUUACCAGCACCACAUGGAACGUGCCUUGGGGUGCCGGCGCUCUCGUCAAGGUUCAGAUUGUAUUCAGCGACUCUAAGACCCACGAGACCUUGAAGACCAUCGAGCGCAAUGGGACCAUCCUCGACUCACCCGGCAGAUCCUGCUCCAUUGUCCCUACGCACUAUGUCACCCCCGCGCCCUCCACCACCCCGCACCCGGAGAUAACUGUGUCGAUGAACCCAUGGCCCCCGCACCAAUGCAAGCCAGUGCACAUGUCAUGGACGUUCACGGGUCCCAUCCAUGUGACCAUUUACGCUUUGGACACGACCCCCGGGGUCGAGUUCCCUUGGAUACCCGACCGCAACCAGCCUUACUUCGCUGGUAACGUCACAAGCUGGACUUGGAACGUUCCAUGGGGAGCUGGGACCAAAGUCCGUGUGAUGUUCUUUUUCGGCGAUGACAGCAACGGCCUUUUGAAGACGAUUGAGCGCAAUGCCACGAUCCUGGACUCUCCCGGCAUCUCGUGCUCCGUUGCCCCCACGACCAAUACCUAUGUCAGUCCCACUCCGAGCAUGACGUCAUCGAAAUCGAAGUCGACAUCAAAAUCCCAGUCAGCUUCCAAGCCCCAGUCGACCACCAAGCCGUCCAAGACAACCGUGCCCCAGUCCUCGCCGCCGCGCUCGACCUCGAUGCCACACUCGACCUCCAACACGCCCACAACCUCGACGAAGGCUCCAAUUCCCACAUCAUCGCCCCCUCCUACCCCAACGACCAGCAGUUUCGAUAGUCACAGCGAGAUCUCGCCAUGGCCAUACCCCGUCCCCACUGCACCGAACGCUUUUCUAGAGUACAAGGGCUCGUUCAACCGCGCAGUCGCACUCUUCGACAUCUGGGGUAACUACCAGUUCCUCAACGCUCGACCCAUCACAGGAACCGACACGAGCUGCAUCAAGAAGAAAUGA